This is a messenger RNA of Cutaneotrichosporon cavernicola, 2970 nucleotides long. RefSeq lists its product as uncharacterized. The coding region runs from base 1 to 2970 and encodes 989 amino acids. Lineage: Eukaryota; Fungi; Basidiomycota; Tremellomycetes; Trichosporonales; Trichosporonaceae. The record is from RefSeq and is a predicted model, not a curated record. The transcript has 5 exons.
AUGGUCGCAGUACGUCACAGUUGUGGACGGGCAACAAGUGACAACUGGACAGGUUGUCGAUCUGCCUUUGACUUAUUAUGGACCAAGUAUACCACUUGGGGAAGGGUGGUCUUAUGGCGGCUCAGCGUCACCAACUGGGAGCGCAGAAUCAGAGACCGAGACAACCGCGUCCGGGCCAUCUACGUCUGUACCCACGCCUUCGGCUUCGGCCUCAAGUUUGGCAGGGUCAGUGACGUCGGGAACAACAACAACAACAACAUUGUCCACUUUGUCAUCCCCCUCACUAUCGUCGUCCACAGCAGCAUCCACCUCCCCAACCACAUCCCCAAUAUCCACAACAUCUUCACCACCAUCAUCUUCCCCAUCACCAUCUCCCUCAUCUUCACAACCAUCUACGACAACAUUGUCAACACCUUCAUCAUCCAUAUCCUCUCCACGCCCCUCCUCUUCAACAUCCCCAACGCAACCAACUCGUCUUCUUCGGUAGGGGCUGCAGCAACAGGAGUGACCCUCGGGAGCAACCUCGCCGUCAUCCUUCCAUCCAUCCUCGUUCCCUUUGGUGUCCUCGCUGCCGUCAUCCUCCUCGUCUUCUGUCUCCGCAAGAGGCGCAAGGAGACUGAUGCGAAGAGAGCCGCCAUGUACACCGCGUACCAUCGAACAGCACCACAAUGGGAGCCAGUGCCGACUACCGAGCCACCCGAAAAGCCCAGGGGACCCAGUGGCGGAACGGCAGUCGCUGCCAACAUUGGCGCAGGGGCUGCCGCCGUUACCGGGGCACAUGCCCUAGCUGCCGGCGCGCGUGGAGGGGACGACAGCAGCAGCACGUCAUCGGCUGGCGAUGAGCGCUCGUCUCUCCUGCACCGAGGCAGUGUCGGAGGGAGUGUGCGGGGUAGUAUGCGCCAAAGUGCUGGAAGUGGUGCUGCCAGCUAUGCAGGGAGCUCGAGCGGCCUCGCAGGCGUCGGAACCGCAAUGGGCGCCGCUGCUGUCGCAGUAGGCGGGUUAGGUCUCCUGCGCUCUUUAGGCCUUGGUAAGCGGCCUAGAACCGAGAGCCCCACGGACGUCGACGAGCAAGAGCAGGAGCAGGACGAGGCUGCGCGAAAAGUCAGCGGCAACACAAUGGAGCGCAUGAUCGGCCUCGUCCGUCCGAACCGCGGGAGCAAGCGAUCCAGUGGGACGAGUGGACAACGUUCCGGGAGCGGGGGCACGAACAACACGUCGGCCGACCCGAAGCGCUCCUCUGGCGGCACAAGCACUGGUGCGUACGUCCCUGUUCCUGAAGACGAGCUGUUCUAUGCGCCCCGACCGAUCAUGGACCGCUCGAUCGACAGCGAUGAGAUGUACCACAGCGCGAGGAGCAGGAACUCGUCCAGCGACUAUGACCCAGGAACAGUCGGCACGAGGGGCUCAAAUUCGUCCAGAUCGUCUGGUGGGCACUCGGGCCGCUCGCAUGGGAGCAAGAGCAACAGCAGUAAAAGCUCGCGCGGCUUCCGAGGCGCGGGCGGGCGCGUCCACUCGAUGAUCCUUGAAGAGGGUGUCCCUCCCACUGCGGCGUUUGCUGGCGGCGACCUUGGCUUGCCCGAGACGCCUACAUCAGCCUCGUUCUCGAUUUACGACUCGGCAGGCUCUGGGUCUGGCUCCAAAGACGGACAGGACCUAGGCGAGUUCGGCACGCGUGGAAGUGCGCGGGGCAGUCGACUGGCUCUGCCGCCUGGUUCCGCGGCUGGACGCUACUCUGAGCGCAACAGCAGCGUCGGCACGUUUGGCACUCCAUUCGACCCAGACAGCCAAAGCCGGGGUUCCACCGAGCUCCUUACGACGGGCAACAGGAACUGGAUAUCCGACCCGGCGCUUGUUGGCGCCGGCGCAGCCGUUGGUGUGACUGCUGCCGCUGCUGCUGGGGGUGCUCGGAGACGGUCUGUGGACAGCAGGGGCCGCUCACCAUUCGCCUCACCAGAGAGCACCCGUAGCGGUCACGGCAUGGCUCCUAACGACUCUGUCGACACCACACCGCGUCUUCCCCAGGGCCCUGUGGGCAUGGUGCCGCUCAACGUGCCGCGGUCUACUGAACCGCGCCCUCUCCCGCUCCCUCCUGGUGCUGCGCGUGCUGUUCACCCUGGCGCACACCAACGCUCAGGCUCGCAAGAGAUGAUGGCUGCUGCCGCGGCCGCGCUCGCUGAGUACCAGCGGUCGGGUGCACACCAGCGGACUGCGUCUCACCAGUUUUACGACCGCACGCCGUCACCGGUCAAGCAUUCACGCAGCGCGUCGACAAGCCACGCACUCCUAGCUCCGAUGCCCGGGCUGAACCGUUCUGCUCCCGGUCCUAUCAUUCGACCUAUGCCUCUGGCCGCGAGCGCAGCAGUUGGUGGUGACAUGAUGCUGUCACCAUUCGGCCCACCGCCUAGGUCUCAGGGAUCCGGCUCCAAUUCUCAUCCAUCGACAGGCCCCAGCCUGCCGAGUGCGAGUGCGCAAGGCUUCGUGUUCCCCGCGCCACCCGACAUCAAACCCGAGGCCCAACGGUCGACAGAAAGCCUCGCAGAACCCAGACAUUCUGGGACGACGGCGAGCGCGGAUGGAUCUCAGCGGCGGGGUAGUGCGCCACGGUCGGCGACGUAUGACGAGUUUGGCGUGCAGCAGGGCACGGCGAGUAGGUCCGAGCCGAUCCUUAUUCUCCUCAACUCGCCGGACAUGUCGCUCUCGGAUGAUCGGCUAGAGCGGCGCACGAACCGCGAGUCGAGCUCGAGCGACGCGGGCAGUGGGUGGGAUGAGGUCGGUACGGUGCAGCGGCUGGGACAAGAGUGGAACAGUGGGCUUGGGCGGGGCCGGUUGUCAGGCUACAGCCAAAUGGGCGAGGUGGCGGAGGAAGCCGAGCCGAGCCCAUUCGACCCCGUUGAGGCAGUCACACCAGAGCGUGCACGGCGCGGUGAGUUUGGGUCGCCAGUCAAGCUGCUUCAGCGGCUGUGGCGUUAG